Rotaria sp. Silwood1 is the source of this 1863-nucleotide messenger RNA. The record is from the annotation of a GenBank genome assembly. NCBI's taxonomy places the organism in Eukaryota, Metazoa, Rotifera, Eurotatoria, Philodinida, Philodinidae.
AUGGAAAAAACCGAAUAUCGUGCAGUGAUAAAAUUCUUUGUUUUGGAAGGUUUAUCAGCAACAGAAAUUCAUACAAAAAUGGUGAAAGUGUUAAAGGAAUCUGCUCCUUCAUUUCCAACUGUGCAUCGAUGGGUUUUAGACUUUAAACGUGGUCGUACAAGCGUUGAAGAUGAACCACGUAGUGGACGUCCAAAAAGUGCAACAACACCAGAAAUCAUUGAGCAAGUCUAUGAUAUUGUUUGUAAAGAUCCAAGUUUAACUAAGCGUGAAAUUGCUGAUACCAUAGGCAUCUCAGAUGAACGAGUACUCCAUAUUUUACACGAAGAAUUACAUAUGAAAAAGCUGCUCGGAAAGUUAGUGCCGCAUUCGUUAACAAUUCAACAAAAACUGAAUCGAAAACAAAUUUCUCACCGUAAUUUGGAGCGUUUUAAGCAGAAUAAAACCGAUUUUGUGCGUCGUUUUAUAACUAUGGAUGAGACUUGGAUCUACCAUCAUGAUCCUAAACUGAAACAAGAACGUUUACAGUGGAUUGAAGCUGGUUCUUCAGCUCCAAAACAGGAUCGAUCAAAUCAUUUUAUUAAUAAUUCAAAUGUUCCAAAUAAUUCCGAUCGAUCAACUAGUCAAACAUCAUCAAUGCCUCUUCCAUCAUCAUCAAAUUCAGGUGGUAUUGAUUUUCAACCACCAUAUUUUCCACCGCCAUUUCCAAAUGUAACACAUCCAACACAUCAACAUCCAUUUGAUCAACUACAAUCAAAUCAUUCACAUAAUCUUGAUUAUACAUCAUCAUCAUCACCUCCAUAUACAAAUAAUCAAACAUCACAAUCUUAUAAUUCUUUAGUUCGUUCAUCAGGUGUAAAUAUUGAUGAAACAACAUCAACAACAACACCAUUAACUCAUCCAUAUGGUGCCUAUGCAGAAUAUGCAGCAUCUUAUUAUAGUCGUCAUGCUAUGGUACUUGAUCCAGAAUCAUUACAACUUUAUCGAAGUGGUUUAUUAGGUACUGAUCCAGCUAGUACAGCAGCUUUUCGAGUUCCUAGUCUUGAUGAUAAUGUUCCACCAGCACUUUCUGAACAUUAUCGAGCAUCACUUCAUCGAGAUUUACGUCGUGGUGAUACAAAAGAAGGUAUUCAAUUGAAUUUAGGUGCUGGCAAUCGACCUAUUGCUCCAGCAGAUGUAUUUUGUAGUGUACCUGGACGAUUAUCUUUACUUAGUUCAAAUUCAAAAUAUAAAGUUAGUGUAGCUGAAGUUCAACGACGUCUUUCACCACCAGAAUGUCUUAAUGCAUCUUUACUUGGUGGUAUUUUACGAAGAGCAAAAUCAAAAAAUGGUGGAAGAUUAUUACGUGAAAAACUUGAAAAAAUUGGUGUUAAUUUACCAGCUGGACGACGUAAAGCAGCUACAGUUACAUUAUUAACAUCACUUGUUGAAGGUGAAGCUGCACAUUUAGCACGUGAUUUUCAUUAUGUAUGUGAUCAAGAAUUUCCAUCACGACAAUGUGCAGAAUAUACAACACGUCAAUAUCAUACAAUAAAUCAUUUACAAGAUCCAUCAGCAAUAACAAAACGUAAACAAAAUAUUCUUGCUGCUAAACAAUUAGUUAAAGAAUUUACUGAUUUAUUAGCACAAGAUCGUUCACCAUUAGGUACAAAUAGUCGUUUAGCAUCUGUUCUUGAUAUAUCAUUUCAACGACAUUUAACAAAUUUUUCUCUUAUAACACAUGGUUUUGGUACACCAGCAAUUAUUGGUGCAAUGUCAGCAUUACAAAAUUAUCUUACUGAAAUGAAUAAAUUAUGUGACAAACCAAUGACAAAUUCUAUUGAAAAUAAAAAAGAUAUUGAUUUAUUAAAUGACAAAACUCGAUAG